This is a messenger RNA of Brassica rapa (field mustard), 2825 nucleotides long. Its product is annotated as classical arabinogalactan protein 25. Lineage: Eukaryota; Viridiplantae; Streptophyta; Magnoliopsida; Brassicales; Brassicaceae. The record is from RefSeq and is a predicted model, not a curated record.
ACCGAGCUAAAACAAUAUAAUAUGUCGAUGACUUUAGUAAACCAAAAUUCUCAUUUAAUAGUAUUUUGUUUCAAUUUUCCUAUACCAAACAAAAAAAAUAAAACUAGAGAUUUAGUUACAAUUAGACAUGUUUUUUUGCUUUAUCCGUGAGUUUUUUUGUUAUACUUAUUGAAUUGUAAAUAGUCAUCCAAUUCAAACAUUAUGUUCUGAAAUUUCAGAAUACAAAUUGACAAUUAAUUAGUCUUUGGAUAUAAACUAAGAAAAUCUAUUGUUUUCUUGAACUUUUCAUUGAAAUAUAAAGGACUAAAUCCUAUAGAAGGAAUUAAAGUAACAAAUCACAUUUUAGCACUAAACUAUACCCGCUAAAAUACAAUAAUUGUACAUAAAUUGACAUUUUGUCGAACAAGGAAUCUUUGUGCUUAUUUUUGUUUUGGCUGUGUUUAAAAGCUUUAUUGUUUCUUUUUUUAUGAAGUGAAAGAGGUGAUAAUGACAAGACUACAUAAAAUAUUUAAUCGAACAAAGUCGAAACAAUGUGUAGCCUUCUCAUUAGCACACAUGUUCUUCUGAUCAUUAUUGGACUUAUGUAGUACGUUUAUUCACGACAUGUGUAACAUUCUCAUAUCAACCAUUUCUUUCAUAAACAAAGAAACAAUAAAUGUUUCAAACAAAUUAGGCAAAAACAUGUCGGUUAUUUUUGGUUCUGAUUCUUUUGAAAUGAGGAAAUUUGAACCUUACUUAUAAAAGUUUUGUUUGGUUUUCAAUUGAAUAUUUUGAGACCAUCUGGUUCAUAUUUUCAGAUCCAUGUAAAAUGUUUAGACCUAAUAUAUUGUAUUGUAUAGGUUUGAUUAACUAGUAAUUACUUAGAGCAUUGUCUAUGGACGCAAAGAAAAACGACCUCGAAAUCUAAACCUAUCAUAUGAAGAAGCAUAUGAAUUUUCUUAAGUGACUUCACAAUUUUGUUUUGAUUAACAAUGUUAUUCUAAAGUUACAAAUGCCAAACAAUCACAUGUAUAUCAGUAUAUCUCACAUAUGUUUGUAUAUCAAGUUGACUCAUACAACAAAUUUUGACAGUUUUCUAGCAUAAAAUUAACAAACAUAAAGUUCCAAGCUCUCUUUAUCGAUCAAACAUACACAGUUACUACCAGUUGUUGGAGCAAAUCAUGUCUGGGAAUAAAGGAGUAGUUGGUUUGAUUGAGUCUUUGUUUAGUUUAGAAGUUUAAUGCAAAGUAUUCGUCAUGUCUUUUUGUUAAGCUCUAGCUUUCUGAAUAUGUACGAGAUAAAACAAACUCAAAAGCAUGUGACAUUGAAGCUCAUCUUUCUUGUAAAUCCUAGUUCUCUCCAUUACAAUUGUGGUGCUGGUACCUACGAACUACUUCGGUUAGAAUCGUUGGAUGUUCGAGACGAGUUUGAUUUAAGCCUAAAGUUGUUGGUUAAAUAUUUUUUUGUAAAAUAUCGGAACCCAUUUCAUAGAUGUUGCUAAAUUAUUGUUAUCACUUCUUUUGUUUCAUAUGAUUAAUUAGUUCAAAUCAAAUAUCAUAUGAUGUCGUAUUAUACUAAGUAGUAAAAAACUUUUGAAAGUGCAAAAGACAAGAAAUCAUCUCUUGUGGAAACUCCUUGGCUUUAUAGCAAAUUUCAAAGUCUUCAACUAUUACCACACACAUUAACGAAGUCAAUCGAUCCACGUGACAAAGGAAAGAUAAACUUUCCCUUCCACCAAACCAACUCCAAUAACACAUUAAGAUAUAUAGACUUACAAUCCUUUCAAGUUUCAACUCCGAAUAGUCUAAUAUACAAUCACCCUUUAUUGUUUUAAUAAUCUAAUUACUAGAGAUUAUUUAUGUUCUAUGCACGCAAUGUAAGGUAAUAGGUAAACUAUAACUAAACAUACAAAAAAAAAAGAUUAAGAUGGAGCUUGGAGUAUUAUAUAUGGGGAUGCAGAGAUUGAACAUCAUAGUCAAUUCAUUCUAUAUUGUGAAUCAUGAUUCAUCACUAUGAAGAAACAAAUAAAAGAAAUAGUGAAGUAUUUUACUGGAAAUGUAUAAAUAUAUAUAUGUAAUUAUACUCAAUUUCUUGCAAAGAAAAGUUAUAAGACCUUGCUCUUUCCCUCCAGAAAAUAAAAUUAUUUUUUAUAAUUUUAAAGAGUAAAGCUUCUUUUAUAUAGAGACAUCAUCAUUACAACUCAAGAUGCACUCUGAUCAGCAAAUAGAGAGAGACAGAUCCAACAAAAAGAAAACUCAACUUUGAUUUUCAUCAUUUAAACCAAAAAAAGGAUGAUGAAGAAGAAGAUGGCUCCUUCCUCUUUUCUCAAUAAACUUCUCAUCAUCAUCCUCUUCAUCUCUCUCUCCUCUCUUUCUUCUCUCUCUUCCUCUCUACCUUCUACUCCAACCAUUUCUCCUCCCUUCCAAGAGCUUUCGCCGGAGAUCGCUCCUCUCCUCCCUUCACCAGGAGACGCUUUACCUUCCGGCGCCGGCGCCGGUACAAUCCCUUCUUCUCCAAGCCCUCCUGAUCCCGACACUAGCGACGGCUCCUCGUACCCUGACCCGGCUUUUGCUCCCUUCGCUUCUCCGCCGGUUUCUUCUCCUGCUCCACCGUCUCAUCCUCUCACCGGAGUUGUACUCCUCUUUCUCAUUGUCUCAUCCGCCUCGCUAUGGCUCUGUGGCGUUAUAGCACUACUAUAGUUCCACUUCAGUUAUACAUUAAACGAACGUUUUGGGUUUCACGUGUUUGUCCAAAUGUAUAUCAUUCUCGAAUAAACAAAAAAUAUAUAUAACAUUUUUCUUCCGUUGUGAGCUAUGUAUUAUACAUUUAAUCUUUCCAUUUCACUC